AUGCCUAGCGCCAUUGCUACGGGUGACUUUGGACCCGCACCGCCUGGGUUGAAUUUAGCAAAGAACCAGACAGGCAACUUGUUGGGAGCAGUUAUUCCUGUCGCGGUGAUGGGGACCACUGCGGUUCUGUUGCGAUUGAUUGCGCGAAUGAAGACCAAAGAGGCGAUCAAAUUCGCUGCCGAUGACUACCUAAUCAUUGCAGCGCUUUUCUUCUCUUGGGGGACAGCAAUCUCCUGCUUCAUCAGCAUUCAUUAUGGCAAUGGUUAUCAUUUGCAAUCCUUGAACAAAGCAGAGUUCAUCACGGUUUGGAAAACUCUUUUCGCCUAUGUUGUAAUCUACGCCACCGCCGUCACCUUCACCAAAUCCUCGAUUGUCUUCUUUUACGGCCGCAUCUUCAGCUUUCGCAGGUCACUCGGCUUCUGCAUGUUCUUGGUUUUUGGGUACUGGGUCACCAUCGUCAUCACGGUUGCAGUAGCCUGUCGACCACUGCCAUAUUUCUGGCUGGCCUAUACUGAUCCAACGUCCGUGGGUGUCUGCAUCAACGUGCCCGCAUUCUUUUUCGGCAAUGGAAUUGCUGCCCUGUUGAUUGAUGUGACAAUCUUGUGCGUGCCGAUGCCAACGAUAUAUAGGUUACAGAUGCAAUUGUCGUUGAAGGUAGCGGUCAUGGGCAUCUUGCUCUUGGGGAGUUUUGUCUGCGUGACGAGUAUUUGCCGAAUCCUCGCGCUACAGAGAAACACCCACGGAACAGAUGCUACGUGGACUAUGGCACCCGUCUUUAUCUGGUCCUGCGUGGAACCUUUUGUUGGGAUCAUCUGCGCAUGCCUCCCUACCUUUGGCCCUUUCUUUCGUCGGUGGUGGGCCAAGGUUCGGACAAUGCGUUCAUCAAACAAUCACAGCACGAAUCCGAGAGCUGAACGUCCAUCGAUUACAACGACCUGGCCCCGGAAACCCCGAGUAAAGAUGCCCCCGAAAGACUCAUUCUUCGGCAUCAAUGAAUUUGACUGUGUCGACGAGGUCGAAUUAAUGAACGACCCACAUGUUACCCGGUCAUUGAGAGACGAAUCUAUGAGUGAUCACCAAGAUGUGGAGCGAGGACAAUCCAGUGGCAGUAUAGUCCGACAAGAUGUGGAUGUGACCUGGGACAAAUGUAAAACCGACAAAAUCAGCUGA
Messenger RNA from Penicillium digitatum Pd1, 1170 nucleotides. Its product is annotated as integral membrane pth11. The record is from RefSeq and is a predicted model, not a curated record. Lineage: Eukaryota; Fungi; Ascomycota; Eurotiomycetes; Eurotiales; Aspergillaceae.